GAUCAACGCGUCAAGUAGAUGGUAAUAUACUCCUUUGAUAACUGAAGUGGUAUGUGCACACCUACACAUAUAGUCAAAAUACAGUGAAAUUGCUAUCCAAUUCGAGCCUAUCCACAGAAAACAGUAAUUGCGUAAUUGGAUUGAAGUGAAAUGUCUUCUGGUUCGUUAAAAGAUUUAUGGGAACACGCCGAGAAUAUUCAAAAACAGGGAAAUCCUCAACGUUUUCAGGAAUUGGUUACUGAGUACGCUCAAUGCCUAGAUUUAGUUCAUAAGCUCUCGCUCUUUAGCAACAAUGAGGACUUAGAAGAAGUGAAAACAAACGAGUUAAAGUUCAUGCUCGUGCCUUUCAAAUAUGCCAAGGUGCUGCAAGAUUGGUCUCGUGAAGAACGGCUCGGUUACUUAAAACAAGCAGAAAAUCUGUAUCAGUACUUUCUGCAACUAUGUGAAGACUACAAGAUUGUAAGCCCAAAAGCCAGUGUUCCAAAAGACGCAGCUUUCACUCGCCAGGCAAAGAUUGAACAUUAUAAGCAGAAAAAGCAACUUAAUGCUCAAAUUCGAUCUCUUGAAUCUUCUUUAAGCACAAGCGAUGAAGAGGAUGUACGAGAGUACUGGCUUACCGUGCUUAAAAUGGCUGUGGAAGAUACAUAUGAUAAUCUUGAGAGUCUGCAGCUGGAAGUAUCUCUUUUGCAAUCGCGGCCUCAACCAGGAGAACAAAAACGACUUGAAGAAAGAGACGAACGUGACAAGGAGCGUCUUGAAAAGAAAGAAAAGGCCAGUGAUUGGAAGUUGGACGAUCUCUCCAAGUUUACUGGUCUCUUAGAUAAAACCGGGAAGCCGUUGCGUCCGUUUACCAUCUUGCCAGACAGAAAACAGCAAGCAAAGGGCGUUUUUCGCCCCGAUUACAAUUUACCUACCAUGACUCUGGACGAAUACAUUGACGAAGAGAUGCGGCGCGGAAAUAUCAUUAGUCAGAAUGACAAUAAGGGCGAAACUAAUGAUCAAGAGGAAGAAGACACUGACGAGAAAGCCGAUGCGAAAACGAUGAAAGCACGCCGAUGGGACGAGUUCGUGGAAGCGAAUCCUCGCGGAAUUGGCAAUACGAAGAUGAACAGAGGUUAAGGAAUUGCACAGCUCAGACAAUUGAAAUACUAAUUUGGUCGGCUACUGGUUUCUUCCGACAGCAAUUAGUAAAAGCUAAUUCAGCUAACUCAGCUGUUCGUAAAACAACAAAUCAUAUUGCGACGCUACAAUGUUGUCCAAUCUCAUACCUUACUGUUGCCGUCUUUCUUUACGUUUUAUUCAUCAACAUCUUCUUCCCUAACUAAUUGUAUUAUUCUUUCUUUUGUACUUUUCUUUCUGCUUCUCGUUAACUCAUUUUAACGA
This is a messenger RNA of Schizosaccharomyces japonicus yFS275, 1383 nucleotides long. Its product is annotated as TAP42 family protein. The record is from RefSeq and is a predicted model, not a curated record. Bases 151 to 1119 code for a protein of 322 amino acids. NCBI's taxonomy places the organism in Eukaryota, Fungi, Ascomycota, Schizosaccharomycetes, Schizosaccharomycetales, Schizosaccharomycetaceae. The transcript has a single exon. Gene Ontology annotation, biological process: regulation of signal transduction.